AUGGCCCCCAAAUAUUCUGCGAUUUUGCCGGGUGCUAUCAACGCCGAGUCUAUUGGUCUCAAAGGUGACCACCUACCAAUCGUCAAGUAUAACCCGGUGAAGAGUGCCAGUAUGCAGAUAAUCGGUCAGCGACUGCGGGUUCUGGUAGAAUUGGCCACCGAAGCGCCUCAGAAACGUCCGAAACCGCCGCCUAAUCCUAUUGAUGGUGCUUCCCGAGAAAAACCGACCAAUAUACGCGUAGCACCAAUGGAGUCCCAACUGGGCCCUGGACUUCCGGAGAUACGAAACCCUCGCUUCACCGGAAGAGAGUCUAUCCUGAAAAACAUGUCCGAUACACUGCACGGCGGUGUGGAUAGUGAUCGUCAGUAG
This is a messenger RNA of Aspergillus calidoustus, 369 nucleotides long. NCBI's taxonomy places the organism in Eukaryota, Fungi, Ascomycota, Eurotiomycetes, Eurotiales, Aspergillaceae. The record is from the annotation of a GenBank genome assembly.